This is a messenger RNA of Penicillium oxalicum, 3285 nucleotides long. It is a transcript of the gene clcA, whose product is annotated as putative C6 finger domain protein. Bases 1 to 3285 code for a protein of 1094 amino acids. Gene Ontology annotation, biological process: regulation of DNA-templated transcription. The transcript is spliced from 4 exons. Gene Ontology annotation, molecular function: DNA-binding transcription factor activity, RNA polymerase II-specific; zinc ion binding. NCBI's taxonomy places the organism in Eukaryota, Fungi, Ascomycota, Eurotiomycetes, Eurotiales, Aspergillaceae. The record is from RefSeq and is a predicted model, not a curated record.
AUGAAUCGCAUACCUCCUUCAGAGGGGCCUCCUGUGCCGCCUCCGCAUGGCGUCUACGAGCACGCAUGGGCACGCCCACCCUAUCCGCCCUCGUUCGACAACCAUCCAAGCCACGCGCCAGACCGUCGCCCUUCAAAUGGCCAGACUCCGAUUCCUAGUCAAGGAUAUCCUCACGCGCCUUUGAAUCGAGAGCUUCCACAAUUACCCCCCGAUGGGCCAUAUCGCCCGAAUGGCUUGCCAGGCACAGGGCAUCCGCACGCCCACCCUCCUCACUCACAGGACCCAACUCCUCCCCCGCACGUGGGCUAUCGUCCUCCCAUGAAUGGAGGACCUCAUGAGUCGCCGCCGCAUUCUGCACCGCCCGAGUACCGCUCGCGCAUGAGCUUCCAGUCUGAGGCGUCUGGGGCCAGCGAGGCUACCCCCACGUCCGGACCACCCCCGGCGUCCUACAUGCCUCCCGGCCCGCCGGUAGCUUCCGGCACACCAAUUCCGUACGACGCGGGAUAUUACUCAAAUCCGGCCUAUGGAGCUCGUCAACGCAAGGCGACUCGCGCUCAACAGGCCUGUGAUCAAUGUCGAGCGCGCAAGGCAAAAUGUGACGAAGGACGACCGGCUUGCAGUCAUUGCAAGGAAAACAACUUGGUCUGUGUGUACAAAGAGGUGCCGCCACAUAAGCAAGAGAAGAGUGCUCAGCUGGUUAUGGAUCGUAUUCUGGAGCUCGAAGAUAAGAUGAAUGAACGGUUCGACAGUCUGAACAAGAUACGACAAUCGCAAGACUCCGCAUACAAAGAGCAGGUGAAACAACGCCAGAUGCUGGCCGAAAUCAUCGCGGCAAUUGGAGGUCCAGGCGCAUCGCGGUUGUCUUAUGCAUCCUCCAAGCCUCUGGCCACGCUGCAUGCCACGCAAAUGCCUAUUACUUCCAACCUCGGAAUGUCCCAAGACACACUGAUGAAGACAGAGGCGACACCAACAGAAGUCAUUGAUGAAGUGCCUGCGUCCACAUCCUUCUACUCACAGGCCAGCCUUGAUCCUGUUCAAUCGCAGAUCGCGAAUGCGGGUUUCGAGGAGACCGCCCAGAAUGACAAUGAAGGGGAGCUGUCAAUUCCCGUAGAGCAUACCACGGCCGCCCAUAAGCUUUUGAUGUGGCCCACCAUCAAGCGUUUGCUGAAUGCAGACUAUGAUGAGGACUACGUCAUGCGAUUGGAGGAACAGCGUGGUCUCAUCAGCGUAUACGGACAAGGAGAAAUAUCAUACACGGCCGACGACACGCUUCUACCGACGCCGCCUCUGCCGGAAGAUGAUGGCGGCUACAAUGAGAAGUCUUCGAAUCCGGAUGGAACCUCCAAGGCUAUGAGCUCGGCAUCACCCAUUGACGCCGAUGCGGAUAUCGAUCGGACGGGAUUGCUCAAGCUCGACGCAAAAACCGCUCACCGGUAUUUCCAGAGCUACCUCAAUCGCAUGCACAAAUUGCACCCGUUCCUGUGGCAGCAGGAAUUGGAAAUAAAGGUGGACGCGUUUAUUCGAUGCUACUGCCCCCGAACGUCCUCACCCUCAUCGGAGUCUAGCACCCUCUGCCGCGACAAGAAGCGAAAACGCUCCUACGAAGAUUUGCAGGGAGCUCGAGGCACCUCGGCCGACCCCGCCUCGGCGUCUGCGCGCCCAAGGGUCGGACAAAAUAUUGACAACGCCAUCAUUCUUCUGGUGUUUGCUAUUGGCGCUAUCUGUGAGCACAAGUCCCCGCUCCCGGGUCCGAUCAUGGACCAGCAGGAGAUUCACGACUACCGAAAGCAACCCAUCCCCGCAGCUCUGGGGCCGCUGCCGCCCCGUCCGCCCAUGCCCCCUGUCAGCGGCGCAGCACACUCGGCGAACGGCGUUCUAUCACCACCAAAUUCAGACUCCAUCGUCCCUCAUAAUUCUGCAUAUGCGCCGCACUUCCAACACAUUCCGACCUAUGGGCAGGAGCAAAAGCAAAAUCUUUCCAGACGAACCAUCUCCGCCACCAAGAAUGAGUACGGUCACGUCAAGAAUCUCGAAGUGAUACCUGGGUUAGCCCUCUACGGUUAUGCCACGACGAUUCUGGGAUUACUGCAAGGAGGCGUUGAGCUCCCGCAUGUUCAGGCCGGCUUACUCGCCGGUCUGUACGCGGGUCAGCUGGCUCACCCUUUCCAAAGUCAUGGGUGGAUAUGCCAAGCUGCCCGGGCCUGUCAAGUUCUCGUCCGCCAGAAGCGAUACGAGCGACUUCCCGAAGGCCGUACUCAAGAUCUCUUCAACUUUGCUUACUGGACAUGUCUGCAGCUGGAGAGUGAUUUGCUGGCAGAGCUGGAUAUUCCAGCGAGUGGAAUCUCUCGCUCCGAAGGCCGAAUCAACCUACCCAAGGGUCGCUUUACGAUCGACGUUCCAGACGACUUGGAAGCGCCCAGCACUCGUAUGAUGCUGUUCUACUCGGCCCAGAUCCACCUCCGCAAAGUUCUGAAUCGUGUCCACACCGAUCUUUACAAGGUGGACAAGCAGGGUGAAACAGGUCGGUGGUCGUCGAGUGUCCAAGAAACGCUCAGCAUGAACUUGGAGCUUUGGCGAAGAAGCCUGCCGGCCACUAUGAAUUGGAAGGACACCGAUCCCCCUGCGACCGACAUCAAUGCCGCUCGAAUGCGUGCCAAAUACUACGGUGCCCGCUAUAUCAUUCAUCGCCCGCUGCUCUACCACGUCCUCCACUACGGCCAGACUGGUGCCCGCAUCAGCACAUUAGCCAAGCCCACGGCUGCGGCCGAGUCCCCGAGUGGCUCCACCUCCCAAUCUCAACCUCAGCAAAUGUCCCCUUUGAUGGCACAGACAUCCCGCCGGACGGGGAGCUCGCACAUGCAGCGGAUGCUGAGCGAUGUGGGAUCUGCCCCCAGUAGUCUCUCCUCAUCCUACUCAAAUGGCUGGACACCGCCCAUCGCCCCUUCUCGUGACCUGCGGGACAAGUUGUGGCGCGCCUGCAAAGUUUGUGUGGAUUCGGCCAUUCUUAGUACCAUAGCCUUUGAUGGCGUUGAGGAUCGGCUUGUGGUGACGAAUAUUUUUGGCACAGCUCACGCUCAAUUUGGUAACAUGCUCGUUCUAUCUGCCACUUACAACUCCAGCCUCUCGGACCUGGUCGAGCGCGACGUUCUCGAACGGCUGCUCAAGCGCACCAUCAAGUUUCUGCUCCGCAGCCAGAACAUCUCGCCUACUCUGAGGGCGGAUGCUCGAAUCUUGACAGAGAUCUAUACCAAGAUCUUCCAUCAGGAACCGGACCUUACCACCUAA